Messenger RNA from Podarcis raffonei (Aeolian wall lizard), 4335 nucleotides. It is a transcript of the gene ARMC8, whose product is annotated as armadillo repeat containing 8. Gene Ontology annotation, biological process: proteasome-mediated ubiquitin-dependent protein catabolic process. Gene Ontology annotation, cellular component: GID complex. Gene Ontology annotation, molecular function: protein binding. Bases 222 to 2303 code for a protein of 693 amino acids. The record is from RefSeq and is a predicted model, not a curated record. The transcript is spliced from 23 exons. Lineage: Eukaryota; Metazoa; Chordata; Lepidosauria; Squamata; Lacertidae.
GUCCCCGUUGGCGCGUGCGCAGUGUCCGCCUCACGGAGAAGCAGUUUGUUUUUUUCGUUAGCUGAUUCGAGCCGAGCGGGGCGUACUCCCUUCUCCUCGCUCUCCUCUCCCGGCGAUGUGGCCGCGCAUGGCGGCAGCGGCGGCGGCGGCAGCAGCAACAGCAGUCGUGGCUCCGGCUCUCGCGUGGGGUUGACCGGCUAGCACUUCUGGCGCGCACCAAGAUGGCGUGUGUGUUGGAGACGCCGCUCCGCAUGAGUGUCUUGUCGGAAGUCACGGCUAGCAGUCGCCACUAUGUUGACAGAUUAUUUGAUCCUGAUCCCCAAAAUGUCCUGCAGGGUGUCAUAGAUAUGAAAAAUGCUGUAAUUGGAAACAACAAACAAAAAGCCAACUUGAUUGUUUUGGGAGCAGUUCCAAGGUUGCUAUACUUGCUUCAGCAAGAAACCUCCAGCACUGAGCUGAAAACUGAAUGUGCAGUGGUGCUAGGAAGCCUUGCAAUGGGUACAGAAAACAAUGUUAAAUCUCUUCUGGACUGCCAUAUCAUACCAGCCUUAUUACAAGGGUUACUGUCACCAGAUCUUAAAUUUAUUGAAGCUUGCCUCAGAUGUCUUCGCACCCUUUUUACCAGCCCUGUAACUCCUGAAGAACUAUUGUACACGGAUGCUACAGUUAUUCCCCACCUCAUGGCACUGCUCAGUAGGUCUCGAUAUACUCAAGAAUACAUAUGUCAGAUCUUCUCACAUUGCUGCAAACUCCGACACUGGCAUAGCUGCGGCUUUAAAUCCUCGCCUCAGCCACUUCUAUGUGCCAAUGGUCCAGACCAUCAGACAGUCCUGUUUAACCAUGGAGCAGUGCAGAAUAUUGCUCACCUGUUAACUUCUACAUCUUAUAAAGUUCGAAUGCAAGCACUGAAAUGCUUUGCAGUUCUAGCCUUUGAAAACCCCCAGGUAUCAUUGACUCUCGUAAAUGUGUUGGUUGAUGGAGAACUAUUACCACAGAUUUUUGUGAAGAUGUUACAAAGAGACAAGCCUAUUGAAAUGCAGCUCACAUCAGCCAAAUGCCUUACUUACAUGUGCAGAGCUGGAGCAAUUCGCACUGAUGAUACCUGCAUUGUGUUAAAGACACUACCAUGUUUGGCCCGGAUGUGUAGUAAGGAGAGGCUACUAGAGGAGAGAGUAGAUGGAGCAGAAACUCUUGCCUAUUUGAUUGAAGCAGAUAUUGAGCUACAAAGAAUCGCCAGUAUUACUGACCACCUUAUUGCAAUGCUUGCUGACUACUUCAAAUAUCCAAGUUCAGUGAGUGCCAUCACUGAUAUAAAAAGGCUUGAUCAUGACCUAAAGCAUGCUCAUGAACUGCGCCAGGCUGCAUUCAAGCUCUAUGCUGCACUUGGAGCGAAUGAUGAAGAUAUAAGAAAGAAGAUAAUUGAAACUGAAAAUAUGAUGGAUCGGAUUGUGAAUGGCUUGUCUGAAUCUAGCAUCAAGGUGCGCUUAGCUGCAGUCAGAUGUUUGCACAGUUUGUCACGAUCCGUGCAGCAGCUCCGAACUAGUUUCCAAGACCAUGCUGUAUGGAAACCUUUAAUGAAGGUUUUACAGAAUGCUCCAGAUGAAAUCUUAGUGGUAGCAUCUUCCACUCUAUGCAAUCUUCUCUUGGAAUUUUCUCCAAGCAAAGAGCCUAUUUUAGAAUCAGGAGCCAUAGAACUUCUCUGUAGUUUAACCCAGAGCGACAAUCUUGCCUUGAGGGUGAAUGGAGUUUGGGCUUUAAUGAAUAUGGCAUUUCAAGCAGAACAGAAGAUCAAAGCAGACAUCUUACGAGGCUUGAGUACAGAGCAAUUAUUCCAGUUACUCUCCGAUUCUGAUGUAAAUGUACUAAUGAAGACAUUGGGACUACUUAGAAAUCUUUUGUCUACUCGCCCGCACAUAGAUCAGAUAAUAAGUACUCAUGGGAAGCAAAUCAUGCAAGCAGUGACCCUCAUUUUGGAAGGAGAGCACAACGUAGAAGUCAAAGAACAGACGUUAUGUAUACUUGCCAACAUAGCAGAUGGAACAACAGCUAAAGAACUUAUUAUGACAAAUGAUGACAUCUUGCAAAAAAUAAAAUAUUACAUGAGUCAUUCGAAUGCUAAACUUCAGCUGGCUGCCAUGUUUUGUGUAUCUAAUCUUAUAUGGAAUGAAGAAGAAGGUUCCCAAGACCGUCAGGAUAAACUCAGAGAUAUUGGAAUAGUAGAUAUUCUACACAAAUUGAGUCAGUCAGCAGAUCCAAAUCUUUGUGAUAAGGCAAAGACAGCACUCCAGCAGUACCUAGCAUGAUCAAAGACAAGUCGAACUGUCCGUACAACUCUCAAAGCUAUAUAAUAAGGAAUAACGGGAAAUAGCCGCACCUAAUUCCUUAUCUUUUGCACAAGGCACCUUGGGCUGCAUUUCUCUCAGGUGCAGGGAGCUGCUUGGCAGGAGCAGUUUAAGUGAUCAGGUCUCCAAUGCACUUGAGGACUUUUUUGAGGUAGUUCCUUUACUCAGAGGACUCUUCUGGGAUUAAUUUCCUGAGCUACCUGAACUCUACUAGAACAAUCAGUCAUCUUUUUUCCUUUGGGCCUACAAUUUUCUGCUUAUACCACAGCCAGUUGUGGCUGUGUCUGGGUGGGUGUGAUACCUCAGAGCUUUUGUUUUCCUUUUUGUGUUUUUUCUACAGAUUUUCAAGGGUUAACCAUUCUUUGCUGUAUGAAAACUUUAAAGAAUUAUAUACGAUUUGAAUUGAAAUGUUAUUUAAAAAGUUUUGUCCCAUGAAGUUUAUUUUGAUCAGAUGAAUGUUUUUAAGUAAAAUAUAUGCAUUUGUUAAACCUCAGCUUAAUGUACCUGUACUUCCUCUUUUGAAACAAAAUGAAGUGACAUCUAGAUGACUGGUAGCACAUGUAAUGUGACUAACGCUAGCCUCCUACUGCCAUGUGUUACUAGCGCCAGCUCCCUGAACUUGGGAAAGCAAAAUUCAGAGAACCCAAGGUGGAGCCUUAAGUACACUUGAUACCAAGGUUGAAUUUGUGGAAAUCAUACCUGCUGGGUUACCCAGCAAGAAAAAUACAGUCCCCGUGCCAGUGCCAUUGCUGCCUCAGAGAAAUUACACUUGUUAAAAAAGCUCUGCGUUGUUCUUAGAUGACUUGAAGCUGUGAUGGUAGAUUGAUUAAAGUAAAAAACAACAACUGGCGGCUGCUGUUUGAAACCGUGCAGUGAUGAACGUGAGAGGACAACCCCACAGAAGAUCUGGGUGAAAAACAGACACCAAAUCUUUUUACUUUUUUAUUUUUCCAGAAGUGCAUGAUGAUGGGACAAAACGCUUCCUCCAGCAAAAGUACAAAAUGAUUAGUAGGAUGUUUUCAAUUCUGCAAAAAUGCUUACUAUCUUUUUCAGGCCUCUUGGUUCACCAGUAAGUUUUCUGUGGGCUCAGUCCAAAGUUGUUCAUGUCAAGGGACAAGAGAACCAGUCAGAGGCUAAUCUCAUUUCACUCACCAGCUUUGGUUAUCCCAAACUUUUAUUUAUAAUUAAUAACUAGGCACAUCACAUUUAUAGUCAAAGCAAAGGUUAGAGUUUGGGCUUCUGGCUGGGAAGGUUAAUAAACUGAAAGGAGGCUACAAAACAACACCAGAAUUUUUAUAUAAGUCUUUAAUGUAUUGCUUUACUCUGAAAGGCAAGUAAUAGUGAUUUCAGGGAUAGUAGUAAGUGAUGCCAUUUCUCAGUGUCAUUGCUACAAGCUUGUUGGGGUUGGACUUCUGCAGGUCUGCACGGUGUGUGCCUACCUGCCAAUUAGUACCUCAGAAAUAAAGCCUUAUUUAAGUCAUUAACGUGAUUGUAGCCUUAAUAAUACUGAGAAAAAUCACUUCCUUGUCUGGUUUGUCCAAAGCCACUCCUUAGAAAUAAAGGGGUGGGAAGAAGGGAAGGCUCCCUUAGCCUGGCUGCUGCUUUUGCACUCUGGAUUAUUAUUACACCUGCACUUCCGAUAUUGCUGUCAUGCCUCCAUCACUCAUAUGCAUAUCCAUUUACUUUGAAAUAUAGAUAUGCCUAAAACUGUGUUGAAUACAGCUGAGAUGUGCAAAUUUUCAUCUUCACACUUGAAGGUUGCUUUUUAAUAGUGUGGCCCGAUAUGUGCGAGAAGGAUAUAAACUAUGCUAAGACAAUCUGGGUAAUGUUGGGGAAAGGUGGGUGAAAUAUUAGGAUGGUAGGUGAUAAUGAAGUGGCAUUUUGCACUCAGUGAAGCAUUGUGAAUACUUUUUUGAUGUUGCUAUAAAUAUGUACAAAUAGAAAACACUGUAAAUAAAAAAUGACCUUUUACUGGAGAACAUAUUUAAAAUGA